UGUGUCACUUCAUCCACAGCUCCGACCCGCAGACGGCGAGAUGGAUUCUGUCAAGUGGCCGAUGCUUUUCGUGUGCCUUUGCUUUAGAGUUACUCAAACUAUAGAUCCAUCUUGGAAAGUUACGGUGCCAUCCUCAGUUAAAGGUCUCCCCGGAUCCUGUGUGGUCAUCCCCUGCUCGUUCAACUACCCAGAUACAGACAAACGGAUCACUGCGUUCUUGGGGAUGUGGUUCAUCGCUGGUGGUUCAUCGAUCAUUUAUCACCCAGACGAGUCGAAAAUGAUCAAGGAGUUUCAGGGUCGAACAGAGCUGCUGGGAGACGUGAGACAGAAGAACUGUUCACUAAAGAUUGAUCCCCUUAAAUCAAGUGACAGCGGGCCUUUUUUUUUCAGGAUUGAAAUGGAAGGCUAUGACAAGUUUUCCUACAGAGAGCAGACAUCCAUCACAAUGAUGAGUGAACUGAAUGACAUCACUUUCACCGUGAAGGAGGAUUUAAUGGAGGGUCAAACUGUGGUUGCGUCCUGCUCUGUUCCUCACUCCUGCCCAACUUCACCACCUGACUUCACCUGGAGUCUCCCCGGAAAACAACAUUUCCAACCACGGCAGCUGGUCGAUGGCCAGUGGACAGCGACAUCUACUCUGCAUUUCCUCCCUACCAGAGCUGAUCACGACAAGCUCUUAAGAUGCAACGUGACAUACAAGGGAGGGCAGAGCCAAAAAGCAGAAAAGCUCCUCAGAGUAAAACAUGCCCCAGUGAAUGUGAACGUUGAACACAAGUCAGAUGUAACGGAGGGAGAAGCGGUGCCACUGAGCUGCUCUUGUGAUGCUCACCCUCCUGCCAGCUAUCAGUGGCACGAUGAAACCGGUGCUAAACUGCAUGACGGAAAUGUCUACAAGCUGCCAAAUGUCUCCAGACACACAGGAGCCCUGUUCUGUACUGCCAUCAAUGACAUAGGACAAAGAAAAUCAAACCCCGUGCUGCUCAAUGUGUUGUAUAUGCCUGAGAUCAAGACUGUCUCCUCCUGCUCUUCAGAGGCACAUAUGGUGAAGUGCGUGUGCAUUGCAGAGUCCCAGCCCGUCAGUAUGAUCCAUUUUGUGCUUCCUGACAGAGUCCUGCCAAGAGUGAAGGUAGAACAACAUGGCACCGUCACCAUCGGAACUCUGCAUGCAGAGUUUGGAUCUUCUCGUGUUGUUCUCUGUGUGGCCAACAACACGCUUGGCAAUGCAAACAUAACACUCUCUUUACCUGUUAACAGUACGAUGCAGAAUCUCUAUAUUGUCAUUGCUUCUGGAGCAGCCGGGAUUUUGGUGACGGUUUUAAUAGCUGUCCGCGUUUUUAAAAAAUGCAAGAGGAAAUCUGCUAAUGCACAAACACGUCACAUCGUCCCUGAGAAGACGGACAAAGACGUGGCGCUCCCUCACUGCUCUGCUACUAAAAGAAAAGAGAAGCGUUAUGAAGAUGUACAUUCUGCUGACAUCUUUGACAACAAUCAUGUCUAUGGCAACAUGGAGACUGACUGCGAUGAAGCAAUCUACGCAAAUAUGUAACUUUGUUAAAUUCAUUGGAGGAACAGUUGCAGUCCCUCUGUUGCCAACUGAUGUGCGUCAGGAAGCUGUCAACAUAUUAUAACCCUCUUCUGUCUGUAUGUCAAGUGACAUUUUUCAGUCUUCAAUAACUCAAACUAAUUCUUGUUCCUUUAAAAAAAUAAAAAUUAAAAAACUAACCUUUCCCUGACAGCUUGUUCUAUCAUCGGUAACAUAUUUUUGUUGUGACAAAUCAUCAUGACACGACUUCCAAAUCAGGUGUGAAAACGCCUCAUUAUUAAACAGUAGCAAUCACCCAAAAUAACAUGUGCUGCCUUUAUUUAGCAAUAAUUUGCAUUCAAAUAAAGAAAUAUAGAGAGAUAGACGACUUCUAACACUUCAACAUAUGGUGAACAACUAUAAUUAUUGCUUGUUGAUUGUCUUUGUUUAAUCCCUUGAAAGUGAAACCUCAAAAGUGCCCUGGAACAUUGUAUGAUCUGAUGUAAUCAAAAAUAUAUGAAUAUAUAAUUAUA
This is a messenger RNA of Gasterosteus aculeatus aculeatus (three-spined stickleback), 2055 nucleotides long. Its product is annotated as sialic acid-binding Ig-like lectin 14. NCBI's taxonomy places the organism in Eukaryota, Metazoa, Chordata, Actinopteri, Perciformes, Gasterosteidae. The record is from RefSeq and is a predicted model, not a curated record.